CCUCAGGGAUGGAAGUUUGAUUUGUGACCUCGUUGGGAUCCCUUCAGGGAAUAGGAUUUGGGGAGGGUCUGAGAAAUUUAGAAGGAAUGUGAAAGUAGCUACACAGCAAGGUCUGUCAGCUUUUUAACUCUGAUGUCACACCUGUAGCACUCUCUAAACUUUUUAAAAUUUUGUUUGUUUUUGCAGUACUGGGGUUUGAACUCAGGGCCUACACCUUGAGCCACUCCACCAGCCCUUUUCUGUGAUGGGUUUUUUUGAGAUAGGGUCUCAUGAACUAUUUGCCCGGUCUGGAUUCCAACCAAGAUUGUCCUGCUUUGAUCCUGAGUAGCUAGGAUUAUAGGUGUGAGCCACCAGCACCUGGCUCUGUCCUCUGAACUGUUGAAAGGGAGCUCUGGGCUAGUGCCUGUAAUACCUGCAAACUGGUUCCAGGUUUGCCCCUGACUGAGUUUGUACCCUUCAGUUAGCCCCAUUUGGGAGCCCAGUUGCCCCACCUAGAAAUGUCUGUUUUGCUUGGCUCCAGUUACCAGAUGGCUGGAUGGAAGGGUACCUAAGGCUUGCACUGCUGAAUGGAGGGGUUAGACUAUCCUAGCAUUCCUAGGGAGCCACCUGAUCAAAUUGGAGCCUUUAAAACUUACCCUGGCUGCCAAGUGAGAAUGGUCUAUAGGAUGCCAUAGGUGGAUCCUGGAAAGAGGAAAGAGGCCUUGGAACUGUCCAGCAACCGGGACUAGGGUGGUCACAGUGACAGUAGAGGGAGAAGUUUAGAAGAAUGGGCACUGUCAAAAUGUAUCAGGGAGGUAGAACAGACUUGGUGAUAAGUAAGGUAUGGAGGGUGGGGGAGAGGUGGGAGCCAGGGAGAACUUGAGGGUCUAACCAAAAGGUCUAGAAGAUGCCACUUUGGCCUGUAGGGAAAAAUAGUGCUGCUGCCACUGACCCACAUUCCCUUAAAUGGGGUAACAGAAAACAGUGCUCUUGUUUGAACCAAGUGACUUGAAGCACAAAACCUUUCCUCUCCUUCUCUAGGGAUCCUGAAACUCCGCCACAUCUGGAACCUGAAGUUGAUGCGUUGGUGAGGAGGAAUGGGCCCCUUGCAGUGGCCACCCAUCUCUGUCCAGAUUUGCCCUUCUCCGGCUCUGGCCAGGAGGUGGCAUCCAGCAGCCCAGGCAGGGCAUGUGGGGUCCCUCAGGUCCUUCUUCUGGGGCCCCAUUCUGCAUGCUGAUUAUUGAAGGCAUUGUGCAGGGGGAGGGCAAGGAACAGAGACCCUGUAAGGCAGGGAUGACUGGGUCUGUCCCUGUCCUAGGACCCCGGCGGCUGCAGACAUCUGCUUCACCAAGGAGCUGCACUCUCACUUCUUCAGCUUGGGCAAGUGCGUGCCCGUGUGCCGAGAAAAUGGAGACAGAAGGGAACAAACCUUUCUCUGCAGGAGAUGGUGUCUACCAGAAGGGGAUGGACUUCAUUUUAGAGAAGCUCAACCAUGGAGACUGGGUACACAUCUUCCCAGAAGGGAAAGUGAACAUGAGUUCUGAAUUCCUACGCUUCAAGUGGGGAAUCGGGCGCCUGAUUGCUGAAUGUCAUCUGAACCCCAUCAUUCUGCCACUGUGGCAUGUUGGAAUGAAUGACGUCCUUCCUAACCGCCCACCCUACUUCCCCCGCUUUGGACAGCGGCUGGCCUUCCUACAGAAAAUCACUGUGCUAAUUGGGAAACCCUUCAGUGCACUGCCUGUGCUUGAGCGGCUCCGGGCAGAGAACAAGUCAGCUGUGAGUUUCCUCCCUGACUCCCCAAAGCUGUCCUCAGUCCUCCCAGUCCCCUCUGACUCCCAGGGCACCUUGGCCAAGGUCCAUGAGGGGUGCAGGCCAGCCCCCUCCUUGUCUGCAGGUGGAGAUGCGCAAAGCUCUGACAGACUUCAUUCAGGAGGAAUUCCAGCACUUGAAGACCCAGGCGGAGCAGCUCCAUAAUCACCUCGAGCCUGGGAGAUAGGUCUGCCCCACCCAGCUCCUGGCCCUGGCUUCCUUAGCCCCAAGGACCAGCUGGGUCCCCUAAGGCUUGGAGAAGAGGCAGUGCUGAGACCUCAGGCCGACCGCAGUUGGAUCUCAGUGCUGCCUUUGGAUUCUUGUCUUGUACAAAGCUGGGGCUGGAGGAUGGACUGAUGCUUUUAGCUCAGAUACGGUUUUUGCUCAUAACCCUACUGGAUGCUCUUUUCUAGUUGGUGAGCAUCAGCUCCUCUGUGGUUCUUCAGUUAAAAGAAGGGCCUCAACUAUUCUUCUCACUUGUCUGAGAAGGCAGGAAGCAGCUUAGAAAGACCUCCUUCCUUCCUGCCUUCUAACUUUCUCUCCCAGAGCUGGCACUGGAAGGGAGCAAAGUAGGCAGGUGAGCAACUAGUUGAGUGGGGAGACAUGUGGCCUGGCCAGAGCUGUGGCUGGAAGGCCAUAAGGCCUGUUGGCCUGGCUCCUACCUGCCCACCCUUGCCAAUCUAAGAGCUGUUCACUACCUCCUCAGGGAUGGCUGUCAGCCAUGUCUUCCUUCUGCCUGAGCUUCCCCCAUUGCAGGACCUGCCCUUAAGCAGGGCCUAUCCUUGGGUGGUUUACAAGCAGGAAGAGUAGUCCUUGACCAGCAGUCAAGCCAAGCUGAACAGACCCUGCAUCAAGGGCCUGAUGCAUCCCCAUGCCAGGGCCUACCCACUUCUCCAUCUUUUCUGCCUUGACAUCCCUCAUGUCAUGGGGUCUGGGUUUUCAUGUUUUUAAACAAUAAA
Messenger RNA from Castor canadensis (American beaver), 2747 nucleotides. Lineage: Eukaryota; Metazoa; Chordata; Mammalia; Rodentia; Castoridae. The record is from RefSeq and is a predicted model, not a curated record.